This is a messenger RNA of Elaeis guineensis (African oil palm), 3411 nucleotides long. RefSeq names its product phosphatidylinositol/phosphatidylcholine transfer protein SFH13. Lineage: Eukaryota; Viridiplantae; Streptophyta; Magnoliopsida; Arecales; Arecaceae. The record is from RefSeq and is a predicted model, not a curated record.
AAUAGAGACAAAGAGAGGAAGAGAGAGAAACCGCUCGCUGGAAUCUUCGAAUCUCUCUCUUCCGAACGCCAGCAGGCGAAACACUGACUGAAGGGGAGAGCGUCACAGAGAGAGAAAGACGAAGAGAGGAAGCGUCAGAGAAGAACAGUUCCAAUACUUCUCUCUCCAGAGUCCAGAUUAGAAAUCCCGCAUCAUUCCAUAGUUAGUAGCCCUCCCCGUGCUGCUCUCACCCAUUUAUCCUCGGAUUCUUCUCGUUCUUGGGGAUUCCUUUCUCGCCCUCCGCUCUCGGGCCGCCCUAGAGUUCUGUGAGGUAUAGCCUUUAGAUCCACCAUCGCCGUUGAUUCCUGGAUCCGGCGUUUCAGGAAUUCUUUUUUUGAUCUUAUUAGAUCGGUUUGGAACUCGUUUCUUCGUGCUUUGGAUCCGGGAAAUCGGAAUCUAGAAUGCAGUUUCUUGAUUUCGAAGCGUUUUUGAACGGUUUUGGGAAAUAGUCUUGAGUUACGAGAUUCGGUGCGGUUUUAGUGGAUCUUUGACAGGUUACUGGGAUUUACCGAGGGUUUCGUUUUUGGGUGAGGAUUUAUUCGUGGAUUCGAAUGACGGUUGAGUCAAUGCAGGCCGCGGGCCUCUCCUUUGAAUCGAUUUUGCGAUUCCUUUGAACUGGAUCUUGGAUGUUCUGAUGAGAGCCUCGUUUGGAUCUUUGCUGCACCCUAGAACUCCUAGUGAUACUGAUAUUGUCAGUUGCAGUUCUCAUCUUUUCAAGUCUGAGAUCUCACAAAUGUCAGUCUGCGACGCAGAAGGAUUCGAAGGACCGGUUAGUUGUGAUGAGAGAAAGGAGAGGAGAUCGGAUGUGGAGAUCUCGGAAGACGAAAGAAGGAGAACAAAGAUCGGGUCUCUGAAGAAGAAGGCGUUGAAUGCUUCCACUAAGUUUACUCAUUCUCUUAAGAAACGAGGAAAACGGAAAGUCCAUUUCAGGGUGCCUUCAGUUGCGAUCGAGGACAUAAGGGAUGCUGAAGAAGAGCGCACAGUCUAUGCUUUCCGGCAAGAACUUAUUGCCAAGGAUUUAUUGCCUGAUAGACAUGAUGACUAUCACACACUGCUCAGAUUUCUUAAGGCUAGGAAAUUUGACUUUGAGAAAACGACCCAGAUGUGGGCUGAGAUGCUUAGAUGGAGAAAAGAGUUUGGAUCAGACAAGAUUUUGGAGGAUUUUGACUUUGAAGAACUGGAGGAAGUCCUGUGCUAUUAUCCCCAAGGAUACCAUGGAGUGGACAGGCGGGGAAGGCCUGUAUAUAUUGAGAGGCUUGGGAAAGUCGAGCCGAACAAGCUUGCUUACGUUACCACAGUUGAGCGCUACGUAAAAUAUCACGUACAGGAAUUUGAGAAGGCACUGCAUGAGAAAUUUCCUGCUUGUUCAAUUGCUGCCAAAAGACACAUUGAUUCAACAACUACGAUACUGGAUGUGCAUGGUGUGGGAUUGAAAAAUUUCAGCAAGACAGCAAGAGACCUCUUGCACAAUAUGCAGAAAAUAGAUGGUGAUUACUAUCCUGAGACACUACAUCAAAUGUUCAUUGUUAAUGCUGGUCAUGGUUUCAAGCUGCUUUGGAACACUGUAAAGGGAUUUCUUGACCCCAAAACUACAGCAAAGAUACAUGUACUGGGAACCAAAUACCAGAGCAGGCUUCUUGAAGCUAUUGAUGCAAGCCAACUGCCAGACUUUGUGGGUGGCUCAUGCACAUGCUGUGAUGAAGGUGGAUGUCUUAGAUCUAAUAAAGGACCAUGGAAUGACCCUGUCAUUAUGAAGCUUGUACAUUGUAUUGAAGCAUCAUUUGUGAGGGAAAUUAGGCGAGUAUCUGAUGGAGAACAAAGAAAUGCUUCCCGUCCUAGGGAUAGGGACAGGCUACGUCCACUAAAGGGAAGAUGUAGUGACACAUCAACAGCUGAAUCAGGAUCAGAUGUUGACGAUCUUGGUUCUCCUGUUAUAUCCAGAAGUGCUGAAUACACUCGUUUGGCUCCAGUUCAAGAAGAAUUCAGGGCGACAGAUUCUGCAUCUUACUACAGUUGUAUUGGUGACUUCAUGAUGGCUGAUAAAGCUGUAGACUGCAGAAGGGGAGCAAGAUCUGCUUGUAAUGCAUCUAAAGAACACAAGGAUCAUGGGCACGCCUUUGCCAAUGGAACAUCGCAUUCACUGGGUAACUUGGUCUCUGAUAUGUGCAAACUCACCAAGGAAGAUUCAGAGGAAGGAAAUAUAAGACAUAUUGCAAGAGUACUAGUUGCAUUUUUGGUUAAACUGCUACCCUUCUUUCGUAUCUUUGGUUGUAGACCAGAAAGGAGGUUGGAGAACAUUUAUCCAUCAGAUACAUUGGUCCUUACACCAGAUAACCAUCCAAGUGUGGAACCUGUCAAGGAAGACCAUGUCAGUCCUUGUUUAGAACGCCUUCAGAGGCUCGAAUUGAUGUUCAAUGAACUCAGUAGCAAGCCUGCAGAGAUUCCACAGGAAAAAGAGCGUGCACUCCUUGAUUCUUGGGACAGGAUAAAGUCCAUUGAGUUUGACCUUGAGAAGACGAAGAAGGUAUUGCAGGCCACAGUGGUGAAGCAAAUGGAGAUUGCAGAAAUGUUAGAAGCUGUACAGGAGUCCAAUCUCAGGAGAAGGAAGUUUUGUUAAGACCUAAAGAGAAAGUAGCUAUACAUGGAUGAGAAGCGUAGCGUUGGCAUCAGAUAGCAUUGAAAGAAUUUGCCAUACAGUUUUCUCUCUCUCUCUUCUUUUUUUUUUGUUCUUUUUGGUCCAUGAUGAUCAUUGUCACGUUUGCGAACUGUUGUGAGCAUGUUACCUGCAGCAUCAUGGAAAAGCCGAGAUGGUGGAUGAGGAAAAAUAGGAAAAAGGAAAAACAAAGAGGAAAGUUCACGGUUAAUGUAUAUGUGUUUCUUUGUCCACCAAAAUCCUUCAUCCACCAGUUUUGAUGUGUCGUCGUGAUGAGGGAAAAAAAAAAGAAUUGAUCUUAUAGGAUUUCCAUGAAGUUCUUUGAUUUCUUUGGGAGGCAGAUGAUUAUAUGAUCAUCUAGUUCUCAUGUUCCCUGACAUUGAGGAAGAUGUAUAUUUAAUUUAGCUUCAGGGAGGAUUGUGCCACCAUCCUGACAUGUGUUCCUUGAGCGGGCUCAUCCUAUCUUAUCAUUCUUAAAGGUUUAUGAGGCUUUAAGAUGUUGCAUAUUACAUGACGCUGAAGCAUCUGGAGCCUGGAGCAGGCAUCUUGUGCUCAUCAAUAGCAAAAGACAACUCCAUUGGGAUUGUAACUUUGCUAAACCAUGUUGUAAAUUUGCUAAACCAUGUCUGAGUUAAAAAAAGGGAAAAGGUUGGCGAAUAAACCAAGACAACUUGUGAUCUAUAUAUUUUGUAGAAUGGACAAGUAGUUCCUUUUUUUUU